Messenger RNA from Sinocyclocheilus grahami, 2364 nucleotides. RefSeq names its product transmembrane and ubiquitin-like domain containing 2 (gene tmub2). Gene Ontology annotation, molecular function: protein binding. The transcript is spliced from 3 exons. The coding region runs from base 153 to 1055 and encodes 300 amino acids. The record is from RefSeq and is a predicted model, not a curated record. NCBI's taxonomy places the organism in Eukaryota, Metazoa, Chordata, Actinopteri, Cypriniformes, Cyprinidae. Gene Ontology annotation, biological process: ERAD pathway.
CUAGCGUCAGCUGUAUGCGUGCGCGUGCGCGUGAGGUUGUACGGGUGUUUAUUUAUUUCUGAGCCAAGCGUUUCGUCUUUCAACUGGUGUAGGGAUUAAAACAGCGUCGAUUCAGAAUGAUCUGAAGUAAGAGAAGGUCGAGAGGGGCUGGGAUGGCGGUGUGUGCUCUAACUGUGCUUGACGGGCUCGGCGAGGAGGCCACGGCUUUGGGCGGUGUGGUCGUCCUGUUCCUGGCUGUGGUCCUUGCCUGGCUGUCUACCCACGUGGCCGACCGCGGAGAUCACAUUCUGGGGACCAUUCUCACCGUGGGCGCCCACGCCUCCCUCAUCGGCCUCGGGGGUCACGACAGCUACGCCAACCCCCCACCCAGCUCAGAGCCCAGCGAGCAGCAGGACGAAGAGCCCGUGGAGGAGGAGAAGCAGGAAGAGGGAGAGGCCCGGCCGGAUGGGCGAGAGGAUGUGCCUGGAGAGGAGCUGCUGGAUAUUCAGGGUGGGAGAAAGAAAGUGAGCUAUGUUCAGGGUGAUGAAAGAGAAGAGGGGAAGGAGGAAGGGACGGAAGAGGAGGCAGAGGAUGAGGCCGCCAGUAUCACUGUGAGACUGAAGUUCCUGAAUGACACGGAGGAGCUGGCACUACUCAGACCACAGGACACCGUUGGACUGCUGAAGAGUAAAUACUUCUCUGGCCGUGAACAUCAGAUUAAGCUCAUCUACCAGGGUCAGCUGUUGCAGGACCCUCAGCGCUCUCUCCUGUCCCUCAACAUCACCCACAACAGCGUCCUCCACUGUCACAUCUCUCAAGCCCAGGCGCUGCGUGAGGCGGCCACAGAGGAGAACCCUCGAGCCGGGAGGGGCUCCAUACUCAGCGGGGGGCUGCGCUCGGCCGGCGUGGCUCUCAGCACAGGAAGCCUGGUGAUCCCCGUGUUCGUGGUGCUGCUCGCCGUCGUCUGGUACUUCCGAAUCAACUACCGCCAGCUGUUCACUGCCCCGGCCACCAUCUCUUUGAUUGGGGUCACGGUCUUCUUCAGCUUCCUCAUCUUCGGCAUGCACAGUCGAUGAGAAGAUGGAUGAAGAGAGGAAUGAUGCCAGUAUUAGGGAAACGAUAGGACGUGAAAAUAAUCAAUCAGUGGUAGCCGAGAAAGUUCUCAGGGAGCCCUCGAGGGUUCUGGUGCCAUUUAGAGGUCUGAAGUCGAGUGUGCGGUGAGAUGUGUGCUAGUGCUUUCAGCUUCAUUUAUGAGCAGGACAAAGUAACACUGCUAUAUAAUUUAGCUUCUUAAAAAAAAUAGCUUUAUAAUUAUUUAAUCUCUGCGUAGCUUCUAUGUGUAAAGUGAAGUCAGGAUCCCACGCCUGACUGGGCUUUUCAUUUAGAGGAAUCGCAAUUUGUGUCGACUGAUUGGUUUUUAUCAAUUAUGUGUCUCUUCUUCACUGGUAAUAGCACCACUAUCGUCUGUAGUAGCAACAAAUGUCAUAUGUUCAGAUCUCAGUACACAAAUAACAGAUGUGAUGUGCUAGUUAUUUUGAGACAUCAGUUUACUCGAACUCGUUUUUGAUGUUUGUGAUUGAAGGAUUUUUUUGUUUCUUUUGCCAGUGUCACUGAAAUCUGUAUUUAUUUCACACUUAUUUCUACAUAACAGUCUGGUUUCGCAUGUCUGUUGCUAGUUACAGCUCAUAGUUAUCAUUUAGGACAUAAGAGUUUUAUACAUGAAGAUUUUCCAUGCAAACACACUGUAGAAAACUCACUGCAUUUCAUGUGUGACACCGAUAACAAAGCAAAUAAUUUUUUCUCCUGUGUAAAAUCUGUAUAUAAGCAAUGUAUUUACUGUAGAUAAAUCAAAAGGGGCAUAGAGGAACCUUAAAGCUCUCUGACAAGUUUGAUGGUUCUUGUAUGAAUGGGUCACUUUUGUCAGCAAAAUCUGCAUAUGUUUUAGGGGAAAACUAGUCUACCUUCUCAUUCGCGCUAUAACAGACAACUAGCACCUCUUUAAUUAAAAUGCAUUUUGGUUUUGCGUUGCAGUAAUUCUGAAUAAAAUUGCUCAUCUUUUAAUUUUUUUUUGUUCUUAUCCACACACACACACAAUAAACAUAUAUAUAUUGGAGCCAGUAACGUCCACUCUAUGGAAAAAGUCAUACAUGCUUGGAAAUUGGAAUUAAAUGAGGUUGAAUAAAUCAUGACAAUUUUUGGGUGAACUGUCCUUUUAAGAGUAGUUUACGAAUGAGUGUGAGAACUGAGUGAGAAAAAUUUAUUUAGUGUUACAGAGCUACUACAGUUCAUUGAGAGCCAGAGCAAUAACUGAGCAUCACACAAGAAACAUCCACCCACAGCAAUGGUAUAUCCUAAGUUGUACUAUGUUUUUGCUUUUUUUCUCCA